AUGCCGGCGGCGGGGGGCGGCCAGGCCCGGCCGGGCCCGCCGCGGCACCGGGAGUCCCGGCGGCUGCCGGGGGGACCUGCCCGCCCCGCCGCCCCUCCCGCUCAGGCCGCGGCUCGCCCGGCGGCGCUGGCCUUCGUCACCCUCCUCAGCUUCGCGACCCGCUUCCACCGCCUGCCGGAGCCGCCGCACGUCUGUUGGGAUGAAACUCAUUUUGGGAAGAUGGGAAGUUACUACAUUAAUCGAACCUUCUUCUUUGAUGUCCACCCCCCUUUGGGGAAGAUGCUGAUUGGACUUGCUGGCUACCUUAGUGGAUAUGAUGGUACAUUUCCUUUCCAAAAGCCAGGGGACAGAUACGAGCAGCACAGCUACAUAGGAAUGAGAGGGUUCUGUGCAUUCCUUGGCUCCUGUCUGGUUCCCUUUGCCUACCUCACAGUGUUGGAACUGUCAAAGUCACUGCCAGCAGCCUUACUAACAGCUUUCAUCCUUAUUUUUGAUACAGGCUGUAUUACUUUGUCACAGUAUAUUCUGCUGGAUCCCAUUCUGAUGUUCUUCCUCAUGGCAGCAGUUCUGAGUAUGGUGAAAUGUAACAGCUGUGCAGAUAGGCCAUUUUCUGCCUCUUGGUGGUUCUGGUUGAGUCUGACUGGUGUAAACCUUGCUGGAGCAAUGGGGGUAAAGUUUGUUGGCCUUUUUGUAGUCCUCUUGGUUGGCCUCAACACAAUCUAUGAUUUAUGGGAUUUGCUGGGCAACCUCAGCUUGUCACUGGUCACGUUUGGGAAGCAUUUACUGGCUCGUGCACUCUGCCUCAUCGUGCUCCCCCUUGUCCUCUACAUGGCUAUGUUUGCUGUUCAUUUUACAGUAUUAAAUAAAAGUGGUCCUGGAGAUGGUUUCUUCAGUUCAGCAUUUCAGUCCCAGCUGGUCGGUAACAAUCUUCAUAAUGUCUCCGUUCCAGAGCACUUGGCGUAUGGGUCUGUGGUCACAAUGAAGAACCUUCGGAUGGCAGGGGGAUACCUUCACUCCCACUGGCACCUCUACCCCGAGGGUGUUGGGGCUCGCCAGCAGCAGGUCACUGCUUACUUACAUAAAGAUUUGAAUAACCUGUGGAUUAUAAAGAAACAUGAUUCAGAUACAGCAGAUCUGUCAAACCCUGCAAUCCCUGUGGAGUUUGUGAGGCACGGAGAUAUUAUUCGUCUGGAGCAUAAAGAAACUUCUAGAAAUCUUCACAGUCACCAGCAUGAAGCUCCCCUAACAAGGAAGCAUUUUCAGGUCACUGGCUAUGGAAUAAAUGGAACAGGAGAUUCCAAUGAUUUCUGGCGGAUUGAAGUGGUGGGCAGAAAGGCUGGGAAGCUUAUCAAAGUCUUGCGAAGCCAGGUCCGGCUAACCCAUGUGGCUACAGGGUGUAUAUUGGGCUCUUCUGGAAAGACUCUGCCAAAAUGGGGCUGGGAACAAGUGGAAGUCACCUGCACACCAUACCUGAAGGACACUCCCAAUUCUCUCUGGAACUUUGAAGAUCACAUUAACCCUAGGUUGCCCAAUAUCAGCCUGGAUGUUUUGAAGCCCUCUUUUGCAGAAAUUCUUCUAGAAUCACACAUGGUUAUGAUCCGGGGUAACAGUGGCCUCAAACCAAAGGACAAUGAAGUUACAUCCAAGCCUUGGCACUGGCCCAUCAACUAUCAGGGCCUGCGUUUUUCUGGUGUCAAUGAGACUGAUUAUCGGGUCUAUCUGCUGGGAAACCCGGUGAUUUGGUGGCUAAAUCUGGUGACUAUUGGAUUAUAUCUCCUGAUAGCAGUUUCCACAGCAGUGACCCUGAAGAGAGGUGUCCAACUGACAUCUGAACACAAAGAACUGUCCAGAGUUGUGUUACAUGGCGGCGGGCAGAUCAUGCUGGGCUGGCUCCUUCAUUACCUCCCUUUUUUUAUGAUGGGCCGAGUUCUCUAUUUUCACCACUACUUUCCUGCCAUGCUUUUUUCGAGCAUGUUGACAGGAAUCACCUGGGACACACUACUGAAGUUCUGUGCUGGGUUCUUCUCAUCCAGCACUGUAUCUAGAAAAGUAUAUGGAGGGGGAUUCCUGGCACUGGUUCUGCUCAUUGUGUACAGCUUCUACCUCUUCCAUCCUCUGUCCUAUGGGAUGAUAGGACCAAUGGCCUCUGACCCCAGUAGCCCCAUGGCAGGGCUCCGGUGGAUGGACUCCUGGGAAUUCUAGAGCCAGCAAAGGGAGCCUGGGAACAGUGGAUGAGAAGUGUGAGAAGUGUGAGAAGUGCUGCCUGUCAGGCUGAUUCUGGUGCUUUGGACAGGUGACUGUAAAAUGCCCUCUCUGGAGAACUCUGGAUAUGGUAGCCCUGUUGCUUUAGCAUUUGUUUGCACUGCCAGCAUUGGAAGAUGCAGAGGACAACUGUGAAGAAGUCCUUGUAAAAAGACUCAUUUUUUAAUCCUUAGGUUAUAUUUCUAGACAAUUAACUGCUUAAAUCUCAGUUCUUUUGAGCAAUAGACAUUGGUCAAACAACAGUGGCAUUGCAGCAGUCAGACCACUACAAAUUGGAGGCUGUGUGUAGUUGCAUGUUUGAGUGUGUGUGUAAUCUAAGCACGAUUGCAGUCUGAGAGCCAGACAGUGUCUGAGUCAGUAGGACUUUUAUCAUGAUUAACAACCUUUCUUAUGGUGAGGUUUUUGAAAGCUUCAUGUAAGUGUUUGUAGACCUCCAUUCUACUUUGCCCUGGCUGUCUGUGGGAUUUUUGUUCUGACCCUGAGUUUUUAGAGUUUGACUGAAAGGGAGGGGAUCUGCUUGAAAACCCCAGAGCCAUCGUGCCUUGCCUGUCUCUCCAGCCCUGUGCAGAGAGAGAUGGAGAUUGUUUAUUCCUGUAUACUGCCCUGCUUUCUGGUCACCUUUAGUCAUUUAUAACACUCACCUACCAGGCUUGUGCUCAAAGCCAGACUGUAUCAGCUCAGCACUUUGUAGCUUCUUGGCAGUUCUGUCUCAAACUGCUAAGGAAAUUACAGUGGAAAUAGCAGACAAUUUAUUUUCUUGCCCCAGUAUGUUGUGAAGACCAGCUUCUUGGGGGUGUACUAGAGACUGAAGCAAUAGCUUGGGAAUUUUAUAGACAGUUGUCAUUUAUGUUUUGAUCCCAGCUAUUCCAGUGCUAGUCCCUGGGCUUUUAGAGGGAAGGCUUCAUGUUAAUGAAUGUAUCAUCUGCAAAACUGGCUGUCCAUGCCAUGGUAUCCCUGCACAGUAUUCCAGCAAGUUCUCUCUCAUAGAUUGCUGACCAUCAAAUUACUGUACUGAAGAAAUUGUAAGGCCAGGCAAAAAUUCUUUUGUCUGCUAAGUGUCGAGAGCUGCUGGAUGCUGAAUCCACUCCCUCAAAGAAAGUGGAAUACUAUUUAUCAGGUGCCUUUCUCCUGUGUAAGAGUUUUGUAAGAGCUUUUUGUAAGAAUUCCUUUUAUUCCAUCUCCUAUUCUUCUCCCAAUUUCUAUUUUUCCUUGCAGUUCAAGGUUGCUACCUUGUAGCAUCCAACAUGAAUGACACUUAGACCCUAGCUGUGUUCCUCUCUUGAAGUAAUAUUUGCAAAACUCUUGUGUAUUCUCCAGGGAACUCAAGCCUUUAAUUUCAGAGUUCAUGCUCUGCUUCUCAGCCUUGCAUCAAGGUUACAGGUGCAGGGUGAGCAUUGGCUGUGUCCAUCUUUAAACAUGAAUUGUGCAUUCCUUUCUCAUACCAAACCUUGAAUUCUAGUUUGUUUCCCACACCACACCAAUGUUCAGACCCAAGGCACUGUUCAGUAAGACAGCUGCUUGCUCUUGUAAAGCUCUAGCAUAGUGUGUCAGAUCUCCCUCCAGAAGCUGACUCCUAUAGACACUGAGAUGGUAUGGACCUAUACUUUUGAUAGGCUUUGAGUUAAUCACCUGCUGGUAAUAAAUGGUGGGAUGUCAUUGUGCUAAUUAGCUUCUGGGCUCGAUGAUGCUAUUCCAUUUACUAUUGCAGGAAGUGCUCCCACCUGUAUGAGCUGAGCUAGGGGUUCACAAAUUGUUAAUUUGGCAGCAUGGCAGACAGACAGUGCAGUGCCUCUGUGUACAGUGUGAUUUAGUGUCUUCUGCUCUUGGUGAGGUUAUCGACUUAAUACCAUGCUAUGCUCAAUAUGACUUUUCCCUAAGGUAGUCCUGUUGCCAUGGGGAGGAUUUGGUGAUAUCAGAAGAGCUGAUAAAAUCUGUGAUUUAAAGUGUAGAUCUUUUUCCAGUACAUUGAACCACACAGUUGCCCUUAAUGCUACCAACAGAGAAACCUAAGAAACCUAUGAGUGUUUUGGAAUGACAGUUUCUAACACUCUUUGUUCAUCAGAUUAAAUCUGUGAGAAAGCAAAGGUCAACUCAGUAACCUUGGUAACUUCAGUUGCUAUGAAGGGGUCAGCUUUGUAGGAGCUGCCUGAGGAAGAUGAGCCAGUGUUUUCCUUGGCCAGAGUCCCUCUAUCCUUCAUUGUUAAUAAUCUUUUGGGUGGGGAUUGGCAGCUGAGUUUGGGGAUUGGCCAGAUGAAAGUGGCAAAUGUCAUGCUCCCAUCCCACUGUCCAGCACACAACCCCAGCUUCUGUUCGGCACAGACAAAGAUUUAUUUUUCUUCAGGACUGCCAUUUCAGAAAUCCUCUGAGAGCAUGUGGUUGGCACUGAGACUCAUCUGUUUCAUAAACCUUUUGUGCUGGUAAAGGGAUGGAGGCAUACAGUGAAAAACCCUACUUAUUCCACAAGAGGGAGCAACCUGCAGCAGAAUUUUUUUAUUUAUUUUUAAAAAUCUGAAGUGAAAAGUAUUAAAAACUAUUUAGAGGGCUUAGAGGGCAGACAUUUCCUCUUCACCUUGUGGACAUUAAGAGCUGGGUUUUCAAGUAAGCAUAAAUUGAUGUUGUUCUGUUUUCUUUCAGGAAAAAAAUACUGCAACAUUGUUCUAGUUAGAAUUUGACCUGCAGUAUUUGCUUCACAAAACAAAACCUAUGGCUGUCAAGCCAUAGGUAGCACAUAGUAAUUACCAGUAUUUUGUGAGGUCAUUAAAAUACAGUAAUUGGGAGUCCCUUACUGACUGACUUAAAUGUCUGAGUGGUGCAGAUGUGAGGGUGCAGGACACUCUUUGCUCUCUGAAUAGAAUUUGGGCUGCUUGAGUUCAGUUUUUUUAUUUUUGCUUGUGGAAUGAGUUCAGAUUCAUUUUGAGGAGUGUUUUAGUCCUCUUCCCCAGUCAUGUGAAAAACAGCUAGCGGUGCUCUCUGAGGGCAGUGGAUACAGCUCUCUGGAGCAGCUGCUCUCUUUGAAUUUUGCCCAAAAGGGCUCCUUUUAUCACUAGCAAAGUAUUUCAUCAAACUGUAUUUGUGGAUUCAAAUCUCAAAAAGCUUCAGGCUGACACAUUCCCUGCUUCAAAUCCUUUUUUAUGUGUAAACUGUUUUUACCUCUUUGGAGGGUAGAUAGAAGCCCUCUAGCCUCAUCUAGCUUCAUUCUAGACAAGCCAUCCAUCUUAAAAGGUUUCUAUUAACAACCACUUCAGGACACGGAUACACACAUAGCUGGGACUAUUUCAGCAGCUGGGACUGGCCUAUUUCCAGGAAUUGGGCUACUUAUGCUAUGAGGCACUGAUGUGACUUUGAGGAGGAUUUGAAUGGAAAGUCCUGUUCCAAGGUUGCCAAGAGCAAAACCGGAACCUUGUUACAGAAAGGUAAACAAGUGUGUUAUUUGACAGUUCCCUCCUGUAUCCCUCUGAGAAUCAUUUUCAAGGGAGUUGAGAGUGAACCAGCUGUCAGCACAGAAACACAGGUGUUUACUUGAAAUUCUCCAUUGCCAUGCUUGGCCACUUCCCUUCCAGAGGCUGUGCCUGUGUGACUUACCCUCUGGGGUGGCACUCUGGGCACAAGUACCAUCUGGGCACUGUUUCCUCCUCUCAAGAUCCUACUGGCUAUGUGAAAGUCUCCUUAGUGGUGCUUGUGCCUCUGCCAGCUGGGGAAUAUAGGUAAGUUUUAUUUUUUCUUCCUUAGCAGCAAGUGACCCCAGACACUGGCAAGUGUAUGUGAUGAAAGCAAAAACAUGUGGGGUAUUGGAACAACAGAAGGCUCUUUUCUACUGGGAAAGGAAUGCUGAGGAUAAAAGCACCACCUCCACAGAAUACUUGCCCACUUGAGGGGCUGUGGGCUGCAAGCAGUCAGGACUGAAAAUUGUCUGUCUUCCUUGGAGUACUAAGACCUUGGUUGCAUGGUUGAUUGUGAGCUGCUUUACUUUUUAACUCUCUUAUGCUCUUUACUUGAAUGUCAAGGGCUAUGACUCUCAUAAAUAAUACCUGAGGCAGGGAGCAUACUAGCACAGAAGCCACUACUGCUGAGUUUAUAAUUGGUCUUAAAACUUUGUUUAUUGUGUUUUACAGGGGGCUCUGUUUAGAGCUACCCUUGGAGAACUUGCCCCUGACUGCACAAGGGUAUGGAUCAGCAGUGAGAGGGGUUCUUUUGUAACUCUGUCCUUUAUUCUGAACCUUUCCUACUAAUUCUGCGUGUGUGCGUGUGUGUGUAUCUGUCCAUGAACUGAAUAUCUUCUAACUUAAGUGUAAUUACUGCACCACACGGUGUGGAUGGGAGAAUGUUUCCUUGAGCUAUAAAUGUAUUUUGUACAGGAGACCAUGUAAAAUGAAGUAGAAUUUGGAAUUUAGUUUUGUAAUAAAUGCCUCUUACUUCAA
Molecule: messenger RNA, 6680 nt
Organism: Calypte anna (Anna's hummingbird)
Lineage: Eukaryota; Metazoa; Chordata; Aves; Apodiformes; Trochilidae
Gene: POMT2
Product: protein O-mannosyltransferase 2
Exons: 21
Coding region: 1-2202 (733 amino acids)
Biological process (GO): protein O-linked glycosylation
Cellular component (GO): membrane
Molecular function (GO): mannosyltransferase activity
Source: RefSeq, a predicted model, not a curated record